ACUAGGAGUUAUUCUUUGAUAAGCCGCCGUCGACCUUUAUCCAAACCUAACGAAAUAGUAUCGGACGCAGAUGAACUUGAACGAUCUAGAAAAAUUAGGUCAACUACCCCUAACAGUCGCGAGAUCACUAGUGAUCAAGGAACAGAUAAAGUCAGACAGUUUAGAAGACAGAGAGUUAGAGUUAGACCUGCGCAAAGUGAUGAUUCUGAGCCUGCGGCGGCGUCUCAGGUACCAAGAGGACAAUUUAGACCCCAAAUAAGCCCAGAUGAAGUGCUAUCUUUGACGCCAAUUGAUCUAGAUACGCCACAGUUUGUUCAAAGGCAAUCCUUCAAUCCGAGGAAUGACAGACGUUUCCGAUCAAGAACCACAAUCGCUGCAGAUAAAGUAGAAGAUAGCGACGUCUCUGCGGCAACUGUGGACGUAAGACGACCAAGCUUUCCUUCAAGAGGACGAAGCCGCUUUUCGCCUAGUUCAACUACCGCGCUCAAUGAAGCUGAACUUGUAACAACAGAAACUCCAAAUGUUCAAAGACAACCAGCAGUUGCAAGGUUUUCACCUCGCCCAUUUGCUAGAAAACUUCCUUCAUCUUCAACCACAACGGAGCCUGAAGAGCCUGAGAUUAGUGAAGAAAAAAAUGUAGGUACGCAACGAAUUCCACCCCGUCUACCUUUUGGUAUAAAUAGAGCCACAUCAUCACCACUUGUUCAAGCUAGGAAAUUGCCUUUUAUUUCUAGAUCUCACACAACAACUGAGCUUCCUGUUUCAAAGGCUAUUGACGACGAGGAUCUUGAAAAUAAACAUGACAUUUCCCUGUCAGAAAGUGCUAUUGAGGAACAAGCACACGAAGAUGAUAAUGAAACUACACAAGAGCCAAUUAAGCGACGUCGGAUAAUAAAGAAAAUAAGAGCACCUUCGCAACAGGAUGGUUCAACAGCAGAAUCACCAGUGGUAACUGAGAUGUUGCCUAUUGAAGAAUCAGGCAAAAGGAAAUUCAAAGUUAUAAGACGCCGACCAACAUCUACUACGGAAGCUGGGGAUUCUAGUCAUAACGUUUUACUAACUUCGACAACUGUAGCUCCAAGAAAACGUAUAAUCAUUCGUAAAAAAAUAAGACCAACUGAAAAUGAACCAGAAAUUGUAGCAAAAUCUGUUGGUUUUGUAAAAGCUGCACAAAAAGAUAUUACUACAGAGGCCAUAGUCAAUUAUGGUGAAAAAACAAGACCAACCAUAUUGGUAUCUUCAGUUACACAAUCUUCUCAUGAUGAAGAAGACAACGAAGAUGAUAUUGUCCCAGAAAUUUUACGUGUUGAAACUGAUAAUGAUAGUGAUUCCAACAAAGAAAAUUCUGAUGAAGAACCAGUAAACAAAAACAUAGUCAAAGAAUCAGAAAGUCAUUCUGGUAAUAGGGAGGAGGAAGUAAAAUCUGAUAGUAGUUCUAAAGAGACUCAACCAGCGACCGUUUCUAAUACUGAAUCUCAACGGGAAAUUACUAAAGAAGAAGAUACUACUGAAAUAAAAGAACACACUGAUAGUGAAACAGAUAGGAAACCGGAAGUUAUCAUAGAGGAUGAACAAAAAUCUGUAGUUAUUUCGGAAACCGAAACAACACCUACUUUACCAACAUCAGUCACCGAAGAGUCUCAACCAGAAACUACUACCAGUACAACUACUCCAGCACCGCCAUCUUCUUCUCGUACGAGAUUGCCUUAUAGGCCAUCCAGAAAAUUAUUUACAUCUUCGACAGAACCACCUGUUCCAUCAAGUAGUCGAACAUUUAGUCGGAAAUAUAAUCCCGGUGCCUAUACUAGCCCAGCAACUAUAGAGAGAGAAUCAUUUAGACCAUCAACUACAAGAAGGCCCUUAUUUACUCCUAGGACAACUUCUAGAACAAGACGACCAUAUACCACUGCAAGGACCACACCUAAAGUAGAAGACGAAGAAGAAGAAUAUCCCGAUGAAGAAGUACUAGAUGAAGAGCCUGAAAAUUCAUUAGUGUUCGUACCUGCUGGUCAAUUAUUCAGUAGGAAUCCAAGUCAAAAAGAAGAAGAAAGUGAAGAAGAAUAUAAUUCUGAAGAAGAGGAAACUAAAGAAGAGUCACUUAGUAAUAGGUUUACAUCAACUUCUAUAAAGCCCGGCUUUAAACCAAGAGUUGUAAAUUCAAAUACAUUUAGAUCAUCGUCUACAACUGAACCAACCAAAAAAUCGGUAAAUAGCUCCCAGAACCGAACAGCUGUGUACACUAGAUUUGGACCUAAUAAACCUGUCGAUACCACGAAACGAGUUCAAAACGUUCCCGUAGGUUACAAUUCACCCGUUUCUACCACAUCAAAAACGAAAUUAUCCGUGGAAACUAAGCAAACAAGUACCACGGCAAAGGAAGAAUUGAGCACUACUGUUUCAAAUGUUGGAACUGAAAUAACAACUGUUGAUGAUGACUAUUUGUCGAUAACUGAACCAAGUAAUCUUACUACUGAAAAUGCAAAUGAUGCCACUGCAACAAACAGUGUGGAAAAUGAAACUACUACUAAUUUCGCUACCAAUGCAGAUACAGAUGAUUAUUUAGAGUUCACAACUUACUAUCCGACUACACAAGUUGGUUCCACGAAUACAGAAUCGGAAUCAGAUAAUCAAAUUAUAUAUGCUCGUGGUCCCGUGAAUACUGAGGCAAAUAUAGAAAUAACAACGGAAAUUUUAACUGAUACAACAACAACUACUACAACUCAAACACCACCUGUCAUUAAAACACAAUUUGAUAAACUUUUCUCAGUUAGUAGAAGUGUCGAAGUAAACUCUAAACUAGAUAAACAUCGCUUGAACAAAAAUAACGAAACUACGCUUAUUGAAGAGGGAAAGAUCAUGGUAGAAAAGAAACCUGUGGUUAAUAAAAUUGGUGAAGUCAGUAGAUUUAGUUUCAUCAAAAUCGUUGAGGAUGAAAUACCUAUUUAUCUGACUAAACUUGGACACAUUUAUCCAGUUGAACAUCUACCUGAUAAUAAUAUUCGAAUUGACGAAGCCCGAAAUGCUAGAGCUCUGCAAAACUUUGCUGAUGCUCCGCGAGAAAAUUUACUGGCCUCUGAAAGUAUCAAUGAAGCAUAUCGUCAUAUAAAGAAACCUAAUGAGAAUAGCGAAAUUAAAGAUCGUAUUGAGCAUGUACCAGGUGACGAUUUUUUGAGUUACGUGAAUGACGAUAAAAAAACCGAUAAACUUGAAGAUGCACCAUUUCCUUCUGAGUGGCAAUUUGUUCCAGCAGCAUUUGAAAAGGAAAAUUCUGACAAUAAAGGAGCAAAAAACUUUGAAAUAAUUACGCCACAUACAUUGCUCACUAACCCUUCUACUUUACCUUUAGAAUCUCUGUUCAAAACUGAGAAUCCUAUUAUGGAGCAAAUAAGCGAUGAGAAACAAAACCAACCAUUUGUCGUUUACUCGUCGUCAUUGCCGAACCAAAAAGAAGAAGGUAACAUUGUAAAAUUACAAGUGAUUAAACCUGAAACGGGUCGCAGUAUAAUAACAUUCGCUAAAGGUCAAGAAUUUGCCGGGGCGCCAGUUAACGAAGAUACAACCGUAAAAUAUCCGGUUAGCAUAUCUGUGCUUCCAAAAUCGUCUGACGCUAUAUCUUCAACUGUUAACAUAGUAUCUACAACGACUACAGAACGAGCUACUAGUCCUGUCAUACAGCUAUUGACAACUGCUCAAACAACAACAUUAUCAACUGAACCACCAACAACUAUAACAACUGAGCCUACGACAACAGAGACAGUCCCAGAGGAGACGACUACUCUAAAACUAUCACCACUGGAUGCUAAAAGAUCAAAAAUUUUCCCUCGUAGACCUAUCAUUAAACCGUUCAAUGCAACACGACCUAUACCUCGUGCCAAUAAUAAGAUAAAUGCAACAGUUUCGCCAAAUUUAAGUCAGAAAGCAAAUAAAACCACAGGGUUUUCUCCAAGCAAGUCUAGAUUCAAUGGCAAUAGAGCUCAGAAUGUUCCAGUCGAUAGCAGGAUAAAGGCUGUUACCAAAACGACUGUUAAGCCAAGAACUUUUACCACAGAAACGUCUAGAUCAACCACAGAGAGGAGGUUAUUCAUUAAGCCAAUCAGGCCAGGAUUCAGGCCAUCUUUUGUGCCACGAAAGAGUAUAACAACCACUCCCGCCUCUGAUACUUAAAGUUACCUUAAAAAUAAAAUUUUAGUUGUGGUUCUCACUGGUUGAACCCAGUAAUUCUGGCCAUAAUAGUACUCAAUGACUGAUCAAAUAUAGGAUUUUAAAUUUUCCUGCGUCCGACUAUUUCCUAUCAUAUUUUUUUAAUGAGAUUUCUAUUAAUUCAUCAAAUAAUAUAAAUGCCUAAUUAUUUGGAAACUUAAAUGACGAAUUAUAUUUGUAUAUCUCAUGUACAUAUUUAUUAUAUAAAUUGUCUCAACAGUUUGAUUUCAGUCAUACUAUAGACAUUCAUAGCUUUAACUUUAAUCUUAAGUUUUAUAGAAGUUUUUUUGUACCAAAAAUGUAUAUUAUAUUAUGUUAGGUCGUUUUGGUAUAGCAGACUUCUAAUUUACAGAUUGUCAUAGGUUGUAUAAGUUUAUUUAAAGGUAAAUAAAACUAAUAUUAAUUGUUACCAUAAUGUACAUAUAUGAAGGAUCGGGCAUUGUAUAAUGUGAACAAGAUAUGAUUUGUAUUGUAACACACGAAAAGAAAUAAAAGGUUUGUAAUAAAGUAUUACCAUAACAUUUUAAAGUUA
Molecule: messenger RNA, 4732 nt
Organism: Plodia interpunctella (Indianmeal moth)
Lineage: Eukaryota; Metazoa; Arthropoda; Insecta; Lepidoptera; Pyralidae
Product: mucin-2-like
Exons: 1
Coding region: 958-4164 (1068 amino acids)
Source: RefSeq, a predicted model, not a curated record